AUGGCUCCACUUCGUAUUACACUGAACACCGAAUCUGACACAAACGACAGGCUUUCUGUCGGUGCAUACUCUAGACUACCUCGAGUCAUCCCCAAACCGAUGGUCUACGGCGAGCACCUCAUCCCAGCAGGCACUGCCGUGGGAAUGUCAGCUCUCUUCAUUGAGCGUCGCGAGGGAGUCUUUUCUGAUCCCGAUGACUUCAUCCCUGAGCGAUGGCUUGACCACAGUGAGGCUACGAGGCUUGAACCGUACCUUUUGACUUUCGGAAAAGGGAGCCGUGACUGUAUCGGUCGUCAACUCGCGUAUGCAGAGUUGUACAGCGUGACUGCAACGAUCUUCCGGCGGUUCGGAGAGAACCUUGAGCUGUUUGAAACGACGCAGGACGACAUCGAAGGCGCCCAUGAUUAUUUUGCCGGCAUGGUCAAAUGGGGUGAUGGCAGGCAAGGCCUGCAGGUGGCUUUUGCAAAGUGA
Messenger RNA from Exophiala aquamarina CBS 119918, 471 nucleotides. RefSeq lists its product as uncharacterized. Gene Ontology annotation, molecular function: oxidoreductase activity, acting on paired donors, with incorporation or reduction of molecular oxygen; heme binding; monooxygenase activity. Bases 1 to 471 code for a protein of 156 amino acids. The transcript has a single exon. The record is from RefSeq and is a predicted model, not a curated record. Lineage: Eukaryota; Fungi; Ascomycota; Eurotiomycetes; Chaetothyriales; Herpotrichiellaceae.